Phyllotreta striolata is the source of this 1595-nucleotide messenger RNA. The record is from the annotation of a GenBank genome assembly. NCBI's taxonomy places the organism in Eukaryota, Metazoa, Arthropoda, Insecta, Coleoptera, Chrysomelidae.
GCGCUCUUCGCUUCAGCUACGGGACGCGCUCGACGGUGGUAUCGGCGAGGAUUGGAUUUUCUCGGCGCCGCGCUUAGCCGGACGCGUGCUGCGCCUUUCGGUUGGAGCUUUCGCCCGCGACGGGACGGCCCGACGGACGCGUCGCCGUGGUUACGCGGUCAACAAUAUUUUGUUGUCGUGCCCGCUUUCGGGACACGCGAACUUUUUUGUCAUAUUUUUUUUUUCGUUUGGAAGGUGUGUAAAGUUUUCGGAUAAUUAUUGUGCGGUGAUCAAAAGGACAGUUUUUUAAGGUAUAACCCAUCGCGAUGGCCACGCUGCCGUCUCGCAAGCUGUCCGAGAAGGAAUUCCUGCACAAGCCGACGCGGAAGCCGGGCAAGAAGAAGCCCUCUGGCAAAUCGGCCAGGUCCGAGCAGAACAACAACGACCAUCGCAGCCAGCAGCGCGUCAGCGCCGACAACAAGGAGGAGAUGCUGGCCACGUACCAGCCGUGGGUCAUCCAGACCUACGGCGAUCUGGCCAAGACCAAGACCAUCACGCUGAAGAAGUACGCGCGCAUCUUGCGCACGUUACGCGGCGAGGAGAUCGUCAGCGCCGACAACAGCAAGUUCCGGUUCUGGGUGAAGGCCAAGGGGUUCUGCGUGGGCCGGCCGGGCGGGUACGAACCCAAGCCGGCCGACGGGAUCGUGGGACGGUACAGUGUUUGUGACAUGGACGAUGGGAUUCCCCCGGUCAGCGAGAAAUCGACCGGCAGCGCCAAGGACCCGCCGUUGUACGUCCCGAACGCUCCUUUCAAGAAUUCCACCGGGGAUCCCGUGUACAGGAAGGUAGCCAUAGUAGAAAACUUCUUCGAUAUCAUCUACAACGUCCACGUCGAUUUGGAGGGAAGACCCGGGAAGCACGCUGGACAAAAACGGACCUACAGGACGAUAACGGAGACGUACGCGUUCCUGCCGAGGGAGGCCGUCACCCGCUUCCUGCUCGGCUGCAUGGAGUGCCAGAAACACCCUCGGUCGCCGUCACCCACGUCCGUGCUGCCGACGCCCAGCCCCAGCCCCACCUUGCCCCCGGCCGCCGCCGCCGCCGCCCCGCUCCUCCCGGCCGUCGCGACGCCCCUGAGCGCCGCGUCCUCGGGGGACCGGCACGCUCACCAAGAUGACGAAGGUUACUGCGGAGUGAAAAAUGGAGCCAUUUAUCCUGCAUCGGUCAGUCCACCGGCGCCAGCGGAUUCCUCGAUGGAGAGCCAUCAGGAGCGACCGCCAUCGCCGCAGAAGAAGGAGUUGAAUAACAGCCAAAUCUCGGCGGGCGAUCAGCAGCCGCAGAAGAGGUCCAGUAAUCCUUUGGACGUCUGUAACCUGACGUCGAAGGAUCCGCCUCGAAGUCCCUGCAAGCGGCUCUACCAAGAGACGGUGCCUAAGCUGUGGUCGCCGGCGGAUGGUCUGGACAACGACGAGCCGAAGAGGAAGAAAUUGAUUCUCGGUAGCGGAGAUAUCGACUAUUCCCUGCCCAUCACCACCACGUACCUGAAGUACAUGAGGAGUUUGGGCUGCAGGGACGAGGACGCCUUCAAGUUUGACAACAAACACGUGAGUUUUGUC